AUGUUUCCACGAUUUGAAGUCGCCGGCUUCGCCAUCACCCUGACGAUUGUGUUCUUGUUUGGCGCGCGAUUCAAGUCGCCUUCUUUUCCGGACUUUGACGCGUCGGGGCUGAGCGGGGGCUUUGGCGACGAUGCACUUUCUCAGAAUGGUGGUAGUAGCCGCUUCGAUGACGUCCAGCCGCCCGACCAGUUCGAGGAUGUCCCGGUCGCAGACCUCUUCUUUGAAGAAGACACGGCUGAGCACGGGGAGAAGAGGAGCAGCAGCAACAUCGUCGACACCAUGAACUCGACCCUAGGCUUUGCCAAGGUCUUUGUCAUCUCCAUGCCGGAGAGAAGCGACAAGAGAGACGCUUUCAGUCUUCAAGCGAGGCUGUCCAAUAUAUCGUUUGAAGUGAGAGACGGGGUCGCAGGUGCGGAUGUUUCCUUGAAGGCCCUUCCACAUAGCUUUGCCCAGGAUGCCGGAGCCACUGGGUGUUGGCGAGCGCACUUGAACGUCAUGCAAGAGAUGCUCCGGGAUAACAUCCAAUCCGCCAUAGUGUUUGAAGACGAUGCGGACUGGGACCUGGCUAUCAAGUAUCAAAUGAUGCAAGCAGCACAGGCGACACGAUUUCUUACCGCGCAGACAGAAGAUGAGAAGCCACUGUCGCCGUACGGUGACAACUGGGACAUCAUUUGGUUCGGGCAUUGCGCAGCCCAGACAGACCCUCAAAGCGACAGGCGAUUCGUCGUGACGGAUGACCCUACUGUUCUGCCACCAUGGGCGCGCUCGGAGUUCGUGCAGCCCGACAUGUCCAUCUGGGAGGAAGACUCUGACGAUUAUUUAAACUUUCAAACCCGGAUUUACUUCCGGUCAAGUUGGAAUUCAUGCACGGCGGGAUACGCCAUCUCUCUCCGGGGCGCCGAGAAGGUCGUCUUCACGGAGAGCAUGGUGCCCUUUAACGAUCCUGUGGAUAACGGCAUGGGGGCCAUGUGUAACCGACAUGCCCUUGAUUUCACCUGCAUCGCCCCAUUUCCUACCGUGGUGGGAAUCUCGAAACCGGCGGGGGCCUCGAAUAGAGGAAGUGACAUACGCGGCCUGGACAAUGUCCAAGUCAUCGAGCAAGGGCGGAGUGAAAGACUCAUGUACUCGACCAGGCAGAAUAUCCCCCGCAUCCUGACCGGGCAGGAAGAUUUCGUCAGCGUCUUCCCGGAGGAUUCUGUGCCGGCGCUGACUGUCAAGGACAUUGGGCGAGGAAUGGGCCAUCCUGAAUGGGUCUGGGCUGGGACCAGAUACUUUGACGAAGAGGAAUAUCUACAGGGGCGCUUCGGCCAACAGGCGCAGAACCAGGAACAACAGGUCCACGUGGACAACAAAGCUCAAGAAGACCAAAAGUCUGAGGCCGAGGACUGGACGAGUCCGAUCGAGCAAGAGGAAGGUGGAACCCAGAAAGAUCUCGAGCCCCAGGAGACGUUCAGCUCGAGAGACCACGAAGUAGAGACUGCUGAAUUCACAGGUGACCCUUCGGAGCAUGACCCGGAUCGAAAAUGGCAUGAAGAGCCUGAGGACAACACCCACCUCUCGAAGUAG
Cladophialophora bantiana CBS 173.52 is the source of this 1566-nucleotide messenger RNA. RefSeq lists its product as uncharacterized. Lineage: Eukaryota; Fungi; Ascomycota; Eurotiomycetes; Chaetothyriales; Herpotrichiellaceae. The coding region runs from base 1 to 1566 and encodes 521 amino acids. The record is from RefSeq and is a predicted model, not a curated record. The transcript is spliced from 2 exons.